This is a messenger RNA of Scatophagus argus, 1427 nucleotides long. RefSeq names its product spermidine/spermine N1-acetyltransferase family member 2a, tandem duplicate 1 (gene sat2a.1). Gene Ontology annotation, molecular function: N-acetyltransferase activity. Lineage: Eukaryota; Metazoa; Chordata; Actinopteri; Scatophagidae. Bases 166 to 675 code for a protein of 169 amino acids. The transcript has 6 exons. The record is from RefSeq and is a predicted model, not a curated record.
UGUGGUGGGGGGCGCUCUCGCCUCACUUCCCAGCCUGUUAUUUUUGUGUUGAGGUUGAGUUGAGCGAUACAGCUGCAGUUCUCUCAGUUAUUUUCUGUCUCACGUUACAUCCACUCGGAUCCGGACCCGCCACACUGUGAGCAGCGCAUCAACACACCCAGCACCAUGGAGUACACAAUCCGCGCAGCCAACGUGGAGGACUGCAAGGACAUCGCGCGGAUGAUCAGGGAACUGGCUGAACAUGAGAAAGUUGCAGACCAUGUGAAAGUCACACAGAGAGACUUGGAGCAGGACGGCUUCUCCAAAAACCCGUUCUUCCACGGGAUCAUCGCUGAGGUCCCAGAACAGCACAAAACCAAAGGAGGCCAUACCAAGAUAGGCUACGCACUUUACUUCUAUUCCUACAGCUCGUGGAUAGGCAGAGCUGUUUACAUGGAGGACUUGUAUGUGAUGCCUGAGUUCAGAGGGAAGGGCAUCGGUAAAGCACUUAUGAGCAAGGUAGCCCAGCUGGGCCUGGCUGCUGGCUGCAGUCAGCUCAACUUCACAGUCCUGGACUGGAACAAAUCAUCUCUAGACUUUUAUCUCAGCCAGGGCUGCUUCGAUAUCACAGCUAACAUGGGCUACCACUGUAUGCGCUGCAAGGGGGAGGAGCUGGAGCGCCUGGCCCAGCCCUGACCCAACGCUGGACUCAAGACCUGUGCAACAAUGAGGUCAAUGCAGGGAUGCAGUUUCAAAUAUUGGAAUGGGCCCUAUGCAGUACAUUUAAAUAGCGCAUAAGUGAGGGACUGAAAUCUGUGUUUUCUCUUUGUCCCUUGUGAUGUGUCAUGACCCAGAGCACCUUUGAUUUUGGUGUUAAAAGGACCAGAUAGUCUAACCUUUUUUUGCUUACAGUGUUAAAACAAAUGGUACAUAUGUGGGCAUAAGAAAGGUGUAACAGGAGUGUGUUGUGUAUGUGGUGGUGGAGUGAAGGAGACAAAAAGAGAAGGUGGCAUCCAGUUUAACAAUUCAUUAUCCAGAAAAGACACCCUUUCCUCUGCAGAAAAAUCCAGAAAAGCUUUACACACUUGCAAAGAUGUAUGUAUCAUCGCACGACUGUUGCAAAAGAGUGAGUUUUGGGUAUCUUAUCCCUUUAAAUAAACUAUGACAACAGUAACCAAAGAGUCAGUCACCUCUCCCCUCGUCUUCCAGAUGGGAAGUACUUGUAAAAGCUGCUGUGAAGCACAACAUUGGUAUUUGCACUGUUUCCUUCCUUUUAAGCUAUGUAUGCACUGAGUUGUGAUGGAACAGCGAAGUAAAGGAAUCAUUUGAACGCAACCUAAACCCACUUUCAUGUAGCCAAACAACUUGGGGCUGGUUUCUAAAAGUGGAUGAAGCUGACAUAAACGAUCCAUCUGGUGGGAUUGAAAAAAUAAAAGUCUUGGACUGGG